Entrophospora sp. SA101 is the source of this 1632-nucleotide messenger RNA. The record is from the annotation of a GenBank genome assembly. NCBI's taxonomy places the organism in Eukaryota, Fungi, Glomeromycota, Glomeromycetes, Entrophosporales, Entrophosporaceae.
AUGGAUUAUAAAACUUAUGGUGGUGGAUUUAUGUAUCACAUGGAAAAUAAUAUUGUUCAAGUUGGAUAUGUGGUAGGAUUAGACUAUCAGAAUCCAUAUUUAAAUCCAUACAAAGAAUUUCAGAAAUAUAAACUUCAUCCGUAUAUAAGAAAGUUUCUUGAAGGUGCAAAGGUUACAUGUUAUGGAGCUAGAGCAUUAAAUGAAGGCGGAUAUCAGGAAUGCUUGCAGGAGAAGCAAGCAUAUAAAGCAUUAGCAUAUAAAUCAGAAACUAGCAAUUCUAGUUCCGAGCCAAUAAUCCUUGAUGAGUAUGAAAAGUCAAUUGAGAAUUCGUGGAAUUCAUAUUCAGGAUUGGAUACAUUAUUUUUAAAAGGAAGAGUGCCGUGGACAUUUAAACAUCAUGCUGAUUGGGCUUCUUUGAAACCUGCAAAAAAGUGCAAGCCAAUAGAAUAUCCUAAACCUGAUGGUAAGAUAACUUUUGAUCUUCUGGAAAGUGUGUCAAGGAGUGGAACCAAUCAUUCAGAAAACCAACCUGUGCAUUUGAGGUUGAGAGAUAAGAAAGUACCGGUUGAAAGAAAUCUAAAGAUAUUUGAUGCUGGAGUGUAUGAAUUUGUCGAUGAUGAAACGAAUUCGGAUACAAAGAAAAGACUACAAGUAAAUUCACAGAAUUGCUUGCAUUGUAAAACAUGUUAUAUUAAAGAUGUGUCACAGAAUGUAGGUUGGGUUACUCCUGAAGUUGGCAACAACAACGAUGGUGAUGAUAUUGCCAUUGAAAAAACUGGAAUUUGUAUGGAUUGGCAUCGUUAUGAUCAUUAUGGUAUGCCUGGGCAAUCAAUUGAAUCUGAAUCAGAACAUGAAGAAAUAAUUCCGCUCAGUAUAACACUUGGAAAUAAAAAUAUUAGCAAAUAUUUUGAUAUGAAGCAAGAGGAUUGUGAUGGAUUUGUAUUAUAUGAAGUCACAUAUAACGGAUUUCGUAAAAAUACAGAUUAUUAUUAUGAAACGGAAUUUCGAAGACUUAUAAAGUUUAUUCUAGAUUGUUCGUUGAAUUGUUGGAUAAACCAAUUUGGAAUAGUGGAGAUUUUAAAUUCAAGUUUAACUUAUAGUGUACGUGAACUUCGAGAGUCCAGGGCUAUGUUGUUAUUGGCUCGCAGAGAAACGAUGAAAGAUGCUUUUAUUUUACUUAUGGGCCAUUUGUAUGAAAAUUAUAGUAGAUCAGGAAAAGGAAUAAUCAAAUUUUAUAAUAGAGAUGAACUUUAUUAUGAGUUUACUAAUUUUUAUAGUCCAAUGAAGAAAAUAUUGAUAGACGUUCAAUUUGAAAAUCCAACAAUUCGUAAAAGAAUUCAAUAUGCAAAAUCAGCAAGAGAAGUAUUUUUAUUUGCUAGAUCAUGUGAUAAAGAGAAAAGAGCAGAUUGGGAAUCGGCGGUGUAUUGGGGAGAUGGUGGGAAUGGCGAGGGAUUGAAUAGAUUAGGUCAACUAUUAAAAGAAGUCAGGUCAGAGAUUUUUCGAGCUGAGCUUGACAGAUUAAUUAAUGAAAAUGAUGGAUUAAGAUGUCAAUAUCAAAGAUGGCUUGUGCGUAAAUUACAAUAUUUAAAUCACUUGAACUUUGACGGUGGUAAUAAUAAUGUUAAAUCAUAA